This is a messenger RNA of Psilocybe cubensis, 897 nucleotides long. RefSeq lists its product as uncharacterized. NCBI's taxonomy places the organism in Eukaryota, Fungi, Basidiomycota, Agaricomycetes, Agaricales, Agrocybaceae. The coding region runs from base 1 to 897 and encodes 298 amino acids. The record is from RefSeq and is a predicted model, not a curated record. The transcript is spliced from 6 exons.
AUGUACUACCUAUCCUUUCCCAAUGACCCCCUGCGAAACAAGGUCCUUGUAUACACCAUCUUCGCGUUCGAAGUUCUGCAGACUAUCAUAGUGACGAUAUCCGCGUAUCAUGUUUUCGCUACCGGAUAUGGGAAUUUUGCAGUCUACAAUGCCGUUGAUUUGGCAUGGCUUGAUGUACCAGUGAUAAGUGGAAUUGUCGCAUUUAUUGCAGAAGGCUUCUAUGCGUAUCGCAUUAGCCUCUUGUCUCAAUCGUACUAUGUAGCAGGUGUGAUUGUAGUGCUUGCCACGGUUCAGCUCGCAGGGUCAAUUGCGGCUGCAGUGGUUCUCAAAAACGCAGACAUGUUCAGUCGGCUACUGGGUGUAGACUACUCAAUUACAGCUGCUAUCUGGAAUGGAGGAAGCGCCUUGUGUGACGCCAUCAUCGCGAUAUGCAUGACUUAUUAUCUAAGUAAACGAGGAUCCGAGAGUAUGAAAACGACCAAUGUAAUUGUCAGAAGGGUGAUUAGGCUGGUAAUCGAAACGGGGACUGUUACAGCCGCUAUAGCAAUAAUUAAUCUUAUUCUCUCCGUCCUUCCAUCCAAGCCGGCGUACUACCAAAUUCCUUCGGUUCUCUUAGCAAAGGUAUACUCCAACUCGAUGAUGGCAGUAUUCAACAGCAGAAUUAUUGCAUAUGGGAAGGAGCACAGUGAAGUCAACGACAAUAUUUCUGGGGCGACAUCCGCGAUGGGGAGAGGCGUUGGGCCGUUCCGAGCCAAUCCUGGAAUCAGCGUUCAUCGCCAGGUAAUGCACGAAGGGGAGACUUUCGAGCUAAGGGGGGCUCUAGCUAUGGGUACACACAGUGGUCGCGGUGAUUCACGAGAUGCUGAUGACGAAUAUUCUUUGGGUACAUCCAAGUAG